Molecule: messenger RNA, 1441 nt
Organism: Microplitis demolitor
Lineage: Eukaryota; Metazoa; Arthropoda; Insecta; Hymenoptera; Braconidae
Exons: 5
Coding region: 238-1407 (389 amino acids)
Biological process (GO): actin filament polymerization
Cellular component (GO): cytoplasm; actin cytoskeleton
Molecular function (GO): protein binding
Source: RefSeq, a predicted model, not a curated record
AGUAGACAAAGUUUUAAAUUUAAAAACAAUACAGCAGAGACGUCUUCAGAGUAUUUAGCCAAUAUCUGUUGUCACCUGGAAUCUAAAUCUCCAUCUUUGUUGUUUUUAUUCAGUGGUUCCAUUAGCAUUGUUGAGGUCGGUGGUAAGGUUACGUCAAAAAAAAAGUUAAUUAAAAUUGUUGAAUAAAUAAAAUAUUGAAUUACAAGUGAGAGCAAUUGUUGGUAUAAAAUAGGUGUCAUGUGGACUGACAGGCGUAUAGCCAGCUAUGCUAUUUGCUUGCUGGUAUUCCAAGUACGGCUGUCUAAUUCACGUACUUCUUGGAGACUAAAUGCUGAUGGAGUUGUGAAGGCUACUCAGUUCGCAUCACCCGUUGAAGAUGAUCCGAUUUUUGAAAUUCUCACUUCAACAGUAAGUUCAUCUAAUGGGCAGGGUUGGAGCAAAAGUGCCUCAACUGACAAUCAAGAAAAAUUACAAGUUUAUUGUAACGAAUUCAAUAGCUUUAUAACAAGCAAUAAUGACAGACGUUUUGUUUCCUACACCAUGGCGGAUCCACCAAACGCAACGGACACACUGACCUCUGCUGCUGGAUCAACAUCAUCCCAGGAGCAACAGAUCGUGUGUACUGCUGGUCAGCAGUGCGAGGACAUUGUAUUGGACUGUGGGAAGCCAGUUAAUUACACGUACUACGAUAAUCUUGUUGGCAUUGCUAAUCGCAAUAAACAUCCGCUGGUACCAGAACCACAUGUUGCUCUCAUGUUCAAAAAGGGCAGCACUAAAGUUGAGGAUGUUGAUAUUGAUUUACUCGAGAGACGACUCAAGAAAGCCAAGCGAGAGAAACCAAAGUCAGUUCAAUUGUACAAUCAAAUUGGUAAUUUCUGGCGUAUAAAAGGCAAUGCUGAGCGAUCAAUCGAGUGUUUUAGACGAGCACUUGCAGUUUCACCUCAUAAUGCUGAAGUUUUAUUGAAUUUAGCAAGGGUACUGAUGGUUUUACAGUAUUUAGAUGAUGCUACGUACUUAGCACGACGAUCAUUAGAACUACAACCACCUGAUCGUAAUGCAUGGGAACAGUAUCUUACACUUGGACAAAUAUUUAAGGCAUAUGGACAUUUUCAAGAAGCAGCUGUACAUUUAAGACACGCUUUGGAAUUAAAGCCAGACCUCAUAGACGCUGCAGAGGCACUCAAAGAAGUUGAAUCGCUACCAACUGCUAGUAUACAUGUGUAUACUUUGCUCAUAAUUGUUUGCUUGGUUUUAGGCGUUCUACUCGUAGUACUCAGUACUAUAGAAUGCGAUGAUAAUAUAACACUGAACAGUGAUCAGCUUCAGCGACCUGUCCAGCGUAAUUUCAACCGAACAUUAUCAAUGCGUAGUUUACGUUUAAAUGUACCACGCAAUAAACGUUGUUAAUUUUGUUGUUGAUAAUAUAUAAAUACUGUUUUUU